Molecule: messenger RNA, 2880 nt
Organism: Poecilia reticulata (guppy)
Lineage: Eukaryota; Metazoa; Chordata; Actinopteri; Cyprinodontiformes; Poeciliidae
Source: RefSeq, a predicted model, not a curated record
CAGAAAUUGAACGUGAAGAUGUGAGGACAAUCAAUGAUCUACGUAGCAAACUAAACAAGCAUGGCUUUGCUUUCCAAUUUCAUCCUGAGACUUUUCUGUCUCCUCCUUCAUAUUAACCUCUCUCUGACUUAUUCACUGAAAAACUGUUCAAUACUUUAUGAGGACAGCCCGUCCGCUGGGGUUUCUGUGGACUGUGCAAACAGGGACCUAGUUUCCGUCCCUGACGACAUUCCCAAAGAGGCCGUUUCAAUUGAGCUCAGGGGCAACAGCAUUCAUAAAAUUACAGAAGAUUUCCGGGGCAUGACUAGGUUGCGAUACCUGGGUCUGAGAAAAAGUGGCAUCACUUCUGUGGAUGAUGGAUGUUUCAAUGAUUUGGUUUCAUUGGAAACACUUGUGAUGAGAAACAACGACCUUUCCGCCCUGACUGCAAACAUGUUCCAGGGUCUGUCCAAUCUCACCACGCUUGAUUUAAGCUCUAGUGGUAUUUAUUUCAUCCAUAGAUCUGCCUUUAGGUUCCUGACAAGCUUAAAAGUUUUGAACUUGGAUUAUAAUGCGCUAAAAACCACUGCCGACAUUCAGCCCAUCUUUCAGCUACCACAGAUACAGACGCUCAGCCUUAGAUGUAACGAACUGUCGUCCUUUGAGAGCAAAAACGUCCUGCUGAACAAAUCCUCAAGUUUACAGCAGCUGUUUAUUUCUGGUGACUCCCUGAGGAAGUUCAGCAUCACAACACCCAUUUUCCCUCACCUUCAGGUGGUAGAACUGUCAACAUGUUUAACACCAACCAAACUAAAAUGGUACAUAUCUGACAAAACGUUACUGGAGAACAUAACGCAGUUUUAUGUUGACGAGGAUGCAUUUUCCUUGAAAGGAGUGCAAAACGUCAUGCAGAAUCUCAUCUCAUUGAGACAUUUCAAAAUAAAUACGGUGGUCAGUUGGAUAAAGAGAGGACUGCUAUCUGCUGUCUGCAAAAUUCAAUCACUGAGGCGGCUGGAUUUGUUCCACAACAAAAUUAACAACAUGACUUUGAAACUUGCACCUUGCUCUCAGCUCACAGAGCUUUACCUGCAGCAAACUAAUUUAGAUGAACUGACGAAUGGCUCGAUACAAUCGAUGAAGACACUGCAGGUCCUAAAUAUGAGUGACAACAAGCUCACUAGAGUUUCAUACGACAUUAGGAGCCUCGCCUUUCUUAAGAUCUUGCACUUGGAUAACAAUUUUAUCUCAAAGUUGAGCUGUGAGGAUUUUAAGAACACAACCCGUCUCGUGGAGCUUAAUCUGAACACAAACCAGAUUCCAAGUCUGGAGAGAUGCGUUUUAGAGCAUCUUACCGAGUUAAAGCAUUUAGAUCUGGGUUACAAUAAGCUGAGAGCAUUUGGAGACACAUUUAAAGUCGCCCUGCAUAAGCUCGAGUUCUUGGACAUGAGUGAAAACGAUAUAGAUGAAUUGUUUUCAAAUGCUUUUGAGGGUUUACAGUCCCUAAGACAUUUAAAGAUGGCAAGUGAUGAUUUAACAUUGAUGAAAAGUGAAACAUUUCCUGAAUUGAGGAACCUGGUGGACCUAAAUGUCUCAUUCCCAUUUGGGUAUAAACCUGAACUUCAAAGAUUGCAGCGCUUGGAAAAUCUUACUGUUUACUUUGGAAAAGGUUUUGCUUUUAAAAAUUCUUAUCCAAACAAACAUGGUGGCUUAAGUGAUUUGAAGUUGUUAAAAUCUCUCACAGUGAUCGGCUGCACAGACCUCCCCUUUCAUCUUCAGAGCCUAAAGGAAAUGCUUGAAGCUAUGGGACAUCUGGAAGCUUUCGAAGCUGUGGAUGUGUUUGAGGAAGCUCCAGAUGUAGAUACAUUCCAGUUCAACCCCCAUCUCAGGAGCCUGACAUUAACAAACACCGACAUGUCCAAUCUGAAACCUGAACUGUUUCGACCAAUCCCAAACCUGCAGAGACUCGAUCUCACCAACUCGAUGCUGAGAUCUAUGGGCUUUUUGCUGCAGGCCAACCUUUCUGCACUCAAAUAUCUGAAACUGACAGACAAUAAAAUUAUUAUGAUCAAUGAGUCUGUUUGGGAAGCUCUCCCAUCUCUAACUUACUUAGACCUCAGUUACAACCUGUUCACCUGUGACUGCUCAAAUGCAGGUUUCAUCCAGUGGGUGAAGACCAACAAGCAGACACAAGUAGUAGACGCUCCUCAAUAUAAAUGUUCCUUUCCUGUUAGCAAAGAAGGAACCUUGCUACUAGAUUUCCAUACACAGUCCUGCUUUAACAACAGCAGCUUUCUCUGCUUCAUUUCCACCACUUGCUUAGUCGUUCUGACUCUCCUCACAUCCUUGGUUUACCACUUCCUAAGGCAGCAUCUAGUCUAUGCAUUCCACCUCUUCCUGGCCUUUCUCUAUGACAGCAAACGGAAGAAGAAGAACGAUAGUCAUCAGUUCGAUGCCUUUGUGUCCUAUAACGUCCACGAUGAGGGCUGGGUUUACAGAGAGAUGCUCCCAGUGUUGGAGGGAGAGCAGGGAUGGGUUUACUGCAGUUUCAUGUCCACAGGUAAACCCAUCAUAGAGAACAUCACUGACGCCAUCUACGGCAGCAGGAAGACCAUCUGUGUGAUCAGCCGCAGCUACCUGCGGAGCGAAUGGUGCUCCAAUGAGUUUCAAAUGGCCAGCUUUCGCCUGUUUGAUGAGAAGAAGGAUGUUCUGAUCCUGCUGUUUCUGGAGGAGAUUCCUGCUCAUCACCUGUCUCCAUAUUACCUGAUGAGGAAACUGGUGAAGAAGCGCACAUACCUGAGCUGGCCCCAGGCUGCACAACAUCCGGGGGUUUUCUGGCAGAACGUCCAGAGAGCUCUGCAGGCAGGGGGCGCUGUCGCUGAACCGGUACCAGCAGGACGCUGA